This is a messenger RNA of Prunus avium (sweet cherry), 888 nucleotides long. NCBI's taxonomy places the organism in Eukaryota, Viridiplantae, Streptophyta, Magnoliopsida, Rosales, Rosaceae. The record is from RefSeq and is a predicted model, not a curated record.
AGCAAGGGCACCAAUAAGUAUUUAUCCAGUGCCCCAAAUAAAGUGACCCCAACAGCUCUGCAGCAACUCACCUGAAAAAGAAAUAAGAAGUUCCCGCAACAAAAAUCCUUUUGUUUAACCCUUCUUAUUUUCUUUUUCGCCACCAGAAUCUCUCCUAAAAAAAUAUCUAUAAAUUAGUUACUACAUAUAUUAUUCAAAAUGAGCGGAGGAGAAGCACAGAAUAAGAAAAAGAAGAUCGCCAUCAUCGGCGUCUCCGCUUUGAUUCUGGUGGCUAUGGUAGUUGCUGUAACUGUUGGGAUCACUGUGUCACGGCACAAAGGCAAAUCCGGCGGCGAGCAAACAUCCACGUCGACAAAGGCGAUCCAGUCGAUCUGCCAGCCCACGGACUACAAAAAGACCUGCGAGGACAACCUGUCCAAGGUGGCUAGCAACGUCACCGACCCAAAAGAGCUGGUCAAGGCAGGGUUCCAGGUCGCCAUCGACCAGCUCCGCGAGGUCAUCAAGAACUCGACGACCUUGAAGGAGCUUGCCAAGGACCCCAGCACAAACCAGGCCUUGCAGAACUGCAAGGAGCUCUUGGAGUAUGCCAUCGACGAUUUGGGUGACUCGUUCGAAAAGCUGGGUCCUUUUGAUUUCACCAAGCUCGACGCCUACGUGGAGGAUCUCAAGGUCUGGCUCAGCGCCGCCAUGACGUACGAGCAGACUUGCCUGGAUGGGUUUGAGAACACCACCGGUGAUGCUGGUGAGAAGAUGAGGCAGUUCUUGAAGACAUCUCAGGAGCUCACCAGCAACGGCCUUGCCAUGGUAAGCGAAGUGUCCACGUUGUUCAAGGCUCUGAACAUCAAGACCGGGCGCCGCCUCCUCCAAGCCGCUGCCACGGCCACUGAU